Messenger RNA from Yamadazyma tenuis ATCC 10573, 225 nucleotides. Lineage: Eukaryota; Fungi; Ascomycota; Pichiomycetes; Serinales; Debaryomycetaceae. The record is from RefSeq and is a predicted model, not a curated record.
AUGUCAGGACACAAGUUCCAUUUCGAGGUCGCCAUGUCUUGCUCCGGAUGCUCAGGGGCCGUCGAAAGAGUUUUGAAACGGUUAGACGGCGUGGAUAAAUUUGAUGUGUCUUUGGAAGCCCAAACGGUAGAUGUGGAAACUAAAGAUUCGGUUGACUUUGAUACCGUUUACCAGACCAUUGCGAAGACCGGUAAAUCGAUAAAGAAAGGCUCGAUUGUAUAUUAA